CUCCUGCUCGGCAUGGGCGCGGACGAGCUCCUCGCGGGCUACGCGCGGCACCGGACGGCCUACGCGCGCGGCGGCGCGCCGGCGCUCGCCGCGGAGCUCGACGGCGACCUCGUGCGCCUCGCGUCGCGGAACCUGGGCCGCGACGACCGCGUCGUGUCGCACCACGGCCGCGAGGCGCGGUUCCCGUACCUCGACGAGGCCGUGCUCGCCGUCGUCCGCGGGGAGCUCGGGCCCGCCGUCGCGGACCUCGACGAGCCGCCGGGCGUCGGCGCGAAGCGGGUGCUGCGGGACGUCGCGGCGGACCUCGGGCUGCCGCGCGUCGCGACGCUCGUGAAGCGCGCGUUGCAGUUCGGCACGCGCAUCGCG
Aureococcus anophagefferens is the source of this 366-nucleotide messenger RNA. RefSeq lists its product as hypothetical. The record is from RefSeq and is a predicted model, not a curated record. Lineage: Eukaryota; Pelagophyceae; Pelagomonadales; Pelagomonadaceae. The transcript has a single exon. The annotation marks the transcript as partial.